AUGGAGGUCAACAAGUCGGUUGACGUGGAUAGCCACUCAGCCACGAAAUCUCAGGAUGAAGCUCCUACCCUGGUGGUCGACUGGACCGUUGAGGAAGAGUCAAAAGCCAAGCGAAAGCUGGACCUUAUAAUUAUGCCUAUUCUGACGUUGGGUUUCUUUUGCUUGCAGUUGGAUCGAGGAAAUAUGGCCAACGCCAUUACGGACAAUUUCAUGCAAGAUGUGGGCGUUGAUCAGGAUCAGUUCAACGUCGGCCAGCAGAUGUUGUCGCUAGGCAUUGUUUUGACCGAGAUUCCCUCCAAUAUGAUUCUCUAUCGCGUUGGGCCAGGCAAGUGGCUUACUCUUCAGCUGUUCCUCUUUGGCAUUGUCAGUACGUUCCAGUCAUUCCAGCGUGGCUACGCGGCACUCAUUGUCACGCGCUUCAUCUUGGGUAUCACCGAAUCUGGCUUCAUUCCUGGUGGUCUUUGGACUCUUUCCACAUGGUAUACGCGAUCCGAAACUGCGAAGCGUGUAAUGGUUUUCUACUUUGGCAAUCAAAUUGGCCAAGCCUCCGCGAAGUUGCUGGCCUAUGGAAUUCUACACAUGCGUGGUGUUGGCGGCCAGCCGGGCUGGUUUUGGUUGUUUACCCUCAUGGGUGCUUUUACGAUCCUCGGGGGCUUCGUUUUCGGCUUCUGCCUACCCGACUCAUUUCAGAACCCGCACAGUACUUUUUUGCCCAAGUUCAGCUGGUUCACGCCACGGGAACUGCACAUUCUCCAGACGCGUGUCCUGCUUGACGACCCUAUGAAAGGGAAGAAGAAGAGGCGAAUUGGCGCAGCCGCGUUCAGUAAAGUUUUCACCGACUGGCGCAUUUGGGCACACUUCCUUAUCACUCUGUGUAACAACGGCCCGCAGCGCGCAUUUGACACUUACGCUCCGACACUUGUUUCUGGCUUUGGAUUCGGUAACCUUGUCAGCAAUGCCAUGGCUGCAGUUGGUCUCUUCAUACAAGUCCCAGUGUCAUUUGGUUUCAGCUGGUUCUCGGAUCAUUUUAACCGACGAGGUGAAACCGUUAUGGUUGGACUCUUUUGCCACCUUCUGGGUUACAUCUUCAACCGUGUCUUCACUGACGUCCCGCUUCGUGGCGUACGCUAUUUUGGCGUCGUUUGGACGCAAGUCUUUGGCACAUUCUCACACCCCCUCAACAUCGCAUGGUUGUCACUCGCCUGUGAUGACUCUGAGCAGAGAGCUUUGGCCAUGGCUGGCGUCAUCAUGGGUGCCAAUAUCGCCGGAAUUUACGGGGCACAAAUCUUCCGAUCGGACGACAGGCCGCUUUACCGACGUGGAUUCAGUGUAGCCAUUGCUGUGCUCUGCGUUGGGCUUACUCUUUCAAUUGGCCGAUGGAUUGAUGAUGUGCUGAGACGCCGAAGAAAGCAGAGGCAGCUCGCGCCGACACCAAGUGAUCAAGGCUCUAUUCGUGUUUCUGACUCCAAGGAUCGACCGACCAACGAGCUUUCCAACGCUGUGACUGAUACUCUAGGAAGGGCCGACCAAAUUGCGAAAUAG
This is a messenger RNA of Neoarthrinium moseri, 1542 nucleotides long. RefSeq lists its product as uncharacterized. The record is from RefSeq and is a predicted model, not a curated record. The transcript has 6 exons. Gene Ontology annotation, biological process: transmembrane transport. The coding region runs from base 1 to 1542 and encodes 513 amino acids. Gene Ontology annotation, molecular function: transmembrane transporter activity. NCBI's taxonomy places the organism in Eukaryota, Fungi, Ascomycota, Sordariomycetes, Amphisphaeriales, Apiosporaceae. Gene Ontology annotation, cellular component: membrane.